This is a messenger RNA of Cercocebus atys (sooty mangabey), 2627 nucleotides long. Its product is annotated as mesothelin. Gene Ontology annotation, biological process: cell-matrix adhesion. The record is from RefSeq and is a predicted model, not a curated record. Bases 282 to 2498 code for a protein of 738 amino acids. The transcript is spliced from 17 exons. Lineage: Eukaryota; Metazoa; Chordata; Mammalia; Primates; Cercopithecidae. Gene Ontology annotation, cellular component: cell surface.
CCUGAGCCCGGGCUCCCACCCACGCCCACCGAGGGCAGCUUUGCCUUCCCAGGCACCCCUCCUCCCCCAGGUGGCCGGGCCUGGCCCGCUGCCCGUCCAAGGCUCCUGCUCGGGGUCUCCACCCACACAUUCCUGCGGCGUGAGGCUCCGCCACUCCCUGCCGCCCCGGGCAAAGCCAUCAUUUGUUCCCUUUGACAGCCUGGGAGGCUGCCAGGCUCUCCACCCCCACUUCCCAGUUGAGGAAACCGAGGCAGAGGCUCAGGUGUGGCCAAUCACCCUGCAUGUCAGAGUUACCCUGGGCAGGGCCCACUGAGACCUGGGAGGGGCCACUUGGGACCUGGAGGGCUGGGGGCUGCCUGGGCGUUAGGGGUAAAGCUGCCUCCCCAGAAGGCCUCGGAGGCCUGGGCUGGGCUCCUCCUUUCACAUCGCCCUUUGGAGGACCACGUGUGGGCAUUGGUCCGAGACCUGAAAGGGGCCGUCCUGUUCCCCGUGGGUGCUGCCAGCGCCACGCACUCCUCUUUCUGCCUGGCCGGCCACUCCCGUCUGCUGUGACGCGCGGCCGGAGAGCUGCUGGCGGACCCACGGUGCCUCCCUCCCCGAGAUCUAGACAGACCAUGGCCUUGCCAACGGCUCGACCCCUGUUGGGGUCCUGUGGGACCUCCGCCCUUGGCAGCCUCCUGUUCCUGCUCUUCAGCCUCGGAUGGGUGCAGCCCUCGAGGGCCCUGGCUGGAGAGACAAAGCAGGCCCUGUGCCCCCAGGAGGCUGCGCCCCUGGAUGGAGUCCUGACCAAUGCACCUGACAUUGCCAGCCUCUCCCCACGCCAACUCCUUGGCUUCACGUGUGUGGAGGUGUCUGGCCUGAGCACAGAGCUCGUCCAGGAGCUGGCUGUGGCCUUGGGACAGAAGAAUGUCAAGCUCUCCGCAGAGCAGCUGCGCUGUCUGGCUCACCGGCUCUCUGAGCCCCCCGAGGACCUGGACGCCCUCCCGCUGGACCUGCUGCUAUUCCUCAACCCAGACGCGUUCUCGGGGCCCCAGGCCUGCACCCACUUCUUCUCCCGCGUCGCGAAGGCCAACGUGGACCUGCUCCCGCGGGGGGCUCCUGAGAGACAGAGGCUGCUGCCCGCGGCUCUGGCCUGCUGGGGUGUGCGGGGGUCUCUGCUGAGCGAGGCUGAUGUACAGGCUCUGGGAGGCCUGGCUUGUGACCUGCCUGGGCGCUUUGUGGCCGAGUCGGCAGAAGUGGUGCUACCCCGGCUGGUGCGCUGCCUGGGACCCCUGGACCAGGACCAGCAGGAAGCAGUCAGGGCGGCUCUGCAGAGAGGAGGACCCCCCUACGGCCCCCCGUCAACAUGGUCUAUCUCCACCCUGGACGCUCUGCAGAGCCUGUUGCCUGUGCUGGGCCAGCCCGUCAUCCACAGCGUCCCGCAGGGCAUCCUGGCCGCAUGGCGGCAACGCUCCUCUCGGGACCCAUCCUGGCGGCAGCCUGAACAGACCGUCCUCCGGCCAAGGUUCCGGCGGGACGUGGAGAGGACAACCUGUCCCCCAGAGAAAGAGGUCCACGAGAUAGACGAGAGCCUCAUCUUCUACAAGAAGCGGGAGCUGGAAGCCUGCGUGAAUGCAGCCCUGCUGGCCGCCCAGAUGGACCGUGUGAACGCCAUGCCCUUCACCUACGAGCAGCUGGACGUCCUAAAGCAUAAACUAGAUGAGCUCUACCCACAAGGCUACCCUGAGUCUGUGAUCCGGCACCUGGGCCACCUCUUCCUCAAGAUGAGCCCUGAGGACAUUCGCAAAUGGAACGUGACGUCCCUGGAGACCCUGAAGGCUCUGCUCAAAGUCAGCAAGGGGCAUGAAAUGAGUGCUCAGGUGGCCACCCUGAUUGACCGCGUUGUGGUGGGAAGGGGCCAGCUAGACAAAGACACCGUAGACACGCUGACUGCCUUCUGCCCCGGGUGCCUGUGCUCCCUCAGCCCCGAGCGGCUGAGCUCCAUGCCCCCCAGCAUCAUCGGAGCGGUCAGGCCCCAGGACCUGGACACGUGUGGCCCGAGGCAGCUGGACGUCCUCUAUCCCAAGGCCCGCCUUGCUUUCCAGAACAUGAGCGGGUCCGAAUACUUCGUGAAGAUCCGGCCCUUCCUGGGUGGGGCCCCCACGGAGGAUUUGAAGGCUCUCAGUCAGCAGAAUGUGAGCAUGGACUUGGCCACGUUCAUGAAGCUGCGGAGGGAAGCGGUGCUGCCGUUGACUGUGGCUGAGGUGCAGAAACUUCUGGGACCCCACGUGGAGGGCCUGAAGGUGGAGGAGCAGCACAGCCCCGUUCGGGACUGGAUCCUAAAGCAGUGGCAGGACGACCUGGACACACUGGGGCUGGGGCUACAGGGCGGCAUCCCCAACGGCUACCUGAUCCUAGACCUCAGUGUGCGAGAGGCCCUCUCGGGGACGCCCUGCCUCCUAGGACCUGGACCUGUACUCACCGUCCUGGCUUUGCUCCUGGCCUCCACCCUGGCCUGAGGACCCUACUCCCUUGCUGGCCCCAGCCCUGCUGGGGAUCCCCGCCUGGCCAGGAGCAGGCAUGGGUGGUCCCUGUUCCACCCCAGGAGAACUUGAGCUCAGUAAACGCGAACAUGCCCCCUGCAGACA